GAUAGUAUGUGCAGAGCUGUUGCAAAUCUUGCCACCCAAAUUAUUCUGCGCCUGACACAUGACCACAAGCUGCCGCUGGACUUCGUUAAAUACAAAGAGGAUUUGCUUAGAAUUUCCAUCAAUCUAAAAGAUAAAAGAGCCGAUAUAAAUGGAUUGGGUCUGUCCUUAGAUUGGAUAAACUCUGCUUCAGGUGACUUUGGAAGAGCAGCUACCACUCUAAAGAGUAACUUUGAUGCAUCGGAUCCUGAAACAAGCCUUUCCUCCGCUCUCUUAAUGACCGCGUUAUGAAGGUUGAGCACUCCCUGCUGUCUCCCUACGUCUCCCCAAAAGACAGUCCAUUUCGGCAUAUACUGUAUGGCUAUGGUAAUCACACGGUUGAAGCCCUAAACAAACACCUAAGUCUGCUAAGGAAUGAAACCCUGUUUGACAAAGAUGUCUUUAAAAACCAGUUGGCUCUCUUGACUUGGACUGUCCAGGGGGCUGCAAAUGCACUUGCUGGAGAGAUUUGGGAGAUACAUAAUGGGUUCUAA
Messenger RNA from Staurois parvus, 530 nucleotides. The record is from the annotation of a GenBank genome assembly. Lineage: Eukaryota; Metazoa; Chordata; Amphibia; Anura; Ranidae.